UAGAAAGAGAGGUGUAAAAAAAAACAUUCACUACGAAUUGUCAAAUAAAAUUUUCCCUCAUCUAAACGAAAAAUUUUUUUUUUUUGGCCAAACCGAAUCGAAAACGAAAUCAAAGCGAUUUUCUUAUAUUAACCAUGAAGAUGGCCGACGGCUCGACUAUUUUACGAAGAAAUAGACCCGGAACUAAAGCGAAGGACUUUUGCCGCUGGCCUGAUGAACCUCUCGAUGAAAUGGAUAGCACACUCGCUGUGCAGCAAUACAUUCAGCAGCUGAUCAAGAGAGAUCCAUCGAAUGUUGAUUUGAUUCUAACAAUGCCCGAGGCACAGGACGAAGGUGUCUGGAAAUAUGAACAUUUGCGGCAAUUCUGCAUGGAAUUGAAUGGUUUGGCUGUGCGUCUUCAGACCAAUUGCUUUCCGACAUCAUGUACACAGAUGACAGCAACCGAACAAUGGAUAUUUCUAUGUGCUGCACAUAAAACACCAAAAGAAUGUCCUGCCAUUGAUUAUACACGUCACACAUUAGACGGUGCUGCUUGUUUAUUAAAUAGCAAUAAAUAUUUCCCUAGCCGGGUCUCGAUAAAAGAAUCAUCAGUUACUAAAUUAAGUUCGGUUUGUCGUCGAGUGUAUAGGAUUUUUUCGCAUGCAUAUUUCCAUCAUCGAAGGAUAUUCGAUGAAUUCGAGGCUGAGACAUUUUUAUGCCACCGUUUUACGCAUUUCGUUACCAAAUACAAUCUCAUGUCAAAAGAGAAUCUAAUCGUCCCAAUUAAUGAGGAAGAAAAUUCAACGCCUGGUGAAAGUGAAGCUUAAACAUUUUUUUAAUAAUUGAUUUAAAUAAACACCACAACAAAAAUUAAAAAAAAAAACAAAAAACAUCAAAUAAAUACAAAAAAAAAAAAAAAAAAAAUUAAAAUUACAAAAAAUAAGUUCCGAUCCCCUGCUAUUGGUUUUCAUGAAAACAAAAAAACAUCAAUGUUUUAAUUUGUUUCACAAAACAACAUAAACACAUCUGUUGUUGAAAAUUUUUGCAAUUUAUUUAGCCAAAAUUAAGUAAAAAUUUUAAUGUUGAUAAAAGGAAAAAAAAAACAACAUAAAAUAAAUUAAUGACAAAAUAUACAAAUUUUAAACUUAAAAAAAAUUAAAAACAAAUGAAAAAGGAACUUUCGUGAGACAUCUUUAUGAACUUCAAUGGAAAAAAAGGAGGACGAUGUUUUCUUAGAUGAAAUGAAGCUUAAAGAAACAAAUAUUUUAACAACUCAUUUUAUUAUUACUUAUGUACACCAUUAACCCAUUGUAUUGUAUUAUUAUUAUUCUGAUUAUUAUACAAAUUAAUUAUUUUUAUUAAUAA
This is a messenger RNA of Episyrphus balteatus (marmalade hoverfly), 1344 nucleotides long. RefSeq names its product MOB kinase activator-like 4 (gene Mob4). Gene Ontology annotation, cellular component: cytoplasm. The record is from RefSeq and is a predicted model, not a curated record. The transcript has 4 exons. NCBI's taxonomy places the organism in Eukaryota, Metazoa, Arthropoda, Insecta, Diptera, Syrphidae. Bases 135 to 806 code for a protein of 223 amino acids.